UGUGGAAAUUGUACAUUAUUUAGAGGACGAUUAGCAAAAUGAUCAUAUAAAAUAGAAGCGAAUGAGUACAUUUUUAUUAAAAUUGGCUAUUGUCAGUUCGAAAUGUGCAAGUUCAGGGUGCUCUUGCUGUGCUUUGCAGUUGUGGCAGUACAUUUUAAUCACAUUAAUUGCUUAUACGACGAAGACAAAAAAGUUCUACGCGACGGUCUGGAGUCUAUAGCUCAUGACUGUUUGCAUGGAUGUGGUAUCGACGAAACAGAAAUAGAAAAUAUUGAAGCCGAUGACAAUGUUGAUCAGUGUUUUAAGAAAUGCAUUAUGACGGAUGCUGGAUUCUUAGACCAAGAUGGGAAAUAUAACAAGGACAUAUUAAAUGAAUCUUUAAACAAGGUAAUUGGCAAUCAAGAUAACGCCGAAAGGAUCUUAAAUGAAUUAGAUCACUGCUUUAGCGAAAAUGGAGAUAAUACAGAAGUGGAUGAAGAAGCACAUAUGAAGCGUAUCGAUGUUCUGUUCGCUUGUUUAAGGCAAAUUAGAGAGUAACUUGAAUAUAGGCGAUAAAGGUUGAGGCAUCCCAUACCCUUGAAUGGAAAUGUAAUAAUUAUUCAAAUAAAUCAAGAUAUGCUGCAA
Messenger RNA from Spodoptera frugiperda (fall armyworm), 624 nucleotides. RefSeq lists its product as uncharacterized. The transcript has 5 exons. Gene Ontology annotation, molecular function: odorant binding. The coding region runs from base 103 to 537 and encodes 144 amino acids. The record is from RefSeq and is a predicted model, not a curated record. Lineage: Eukaryota; Metazoa; Arthropoda; Insecta; Lepidoptera; Noctuidae.